Molecule: messenger RNA, 3169 nt
Organism: Sclerotinia trifoliorum
Lineage: Eukaryota; Fungi; Ascomycota; Leotiomycetes; Helotiales; Sclerotiniaceae
Source: the annotation of a GenBank genome assembly
AUGGUCAUUCUCCUUUAAAGCAUUUAGACUUUCCCGAUAUGCGACCAUAUACUUCAAUAUAAUUGGCUGAUAUUCAUUCUGUCACAGAUUAAUCACCUCCACCUCACGGAUCAGCUGCCGACUUUUGAUCUAUCUAGCAUUGAACGAUUCAGUGGGGGAAUUUCUAGCUUGUGCACACUGCAGGAGCGCGUCGGAUUUUGGCAGCCCUCCACGUUGUACAAUACUGUUCCCCUGCGGCGCAUCGCGGAUUUUCUCAGAUCUUCAACACACGGAGCAGUUUGAGACAUUACCUGUUUCUGACUAAAACUCUUAUGACUAGAUUUCGUAGACAUUUUGUGGAUAUUUGCCAUCGAUAAUUUCUAAUUAUUAUUUACUAUUUCAUCACAAUACUUUAUAGGCCGGUACAUACCGACCAAGCGAUGAAGCUAAACCACCAAUAACGACAUCUUUAACAAACACAUUUCAAAUAUCAGUAUUUUCUUCUCAUAGAUACAUCGAAUUGACCUCCAGUCACUGUUUUGGUUUAAAGAAACAGACUUCGCAAGCUCAAACAAUGGCGGAUCCACUUCAUAAUUCAUACCCCAGAUCACCGAUACCUUCUACAUCAUCUUAUGAUUCAUCUUCGGUAUCUUCUGCGACCUCUCCAAGGCCGCAAGGCUUAUAUGAAGGACGAUUGAUGGGAGCUUCGCCACGGCCACUUAGUGGAAACAUUCCUCAUCCUCAGCAUAUAUCUAUGACAUCAGGGCUUCCGCCACCGGGACAAAGUCCCUUCCAUCACAGUUACAGCUCCGCUACUAACUCGCCAGGCGGAAUAGGGAUGGAAUCUGUGGCCUCAAAUGGGUCGUCAAGCGGCACUCCAGGUCCGUCUGUCGGACAGAUGACACCAACCAACAUGCAAGCGCAAAAACGAGCUUAUCGACAGCGGAGAAAGGAUCCCAGUUGUGAUGCUUGUCGGGAGCGUAAAGUCAAAUGUGAUGCGACAGAAACGAGUAGCUGUUCGGAAUGUUCAAGUAGGAAUGUCAAAUGUCAGUUCACUAAAGAGACAAAUAGGCGUAUGUCUUCCAUCAAACAAGUUCAGGAUCUGGAGAAACAGAUUGCUCAAGUCAAGCGCGAAAAUGGUCAAUUAAGAGCUAUGCUCAGUAUGAGAGAGGAUCAAAUGGAUGUUGAUGGUGAUGUUUUGGCUCAGACAUCUGUCUACUUGCCGGAAAUUGGAUCGCAGCCUAAAAAGAGACCAAGAGCACCUCCACCGCACGAUUUGUCGAGAGUACAAUCAAAUAUUGGGAACUACAGCCAUGGAAUCUUCAAAUCUCCAGCCCUCUACCGACAAACAAAAGCACCGGCAGGCUGGGCUUCCCAACCUCCGGAACUACCACCCAAACACAUCGCAGAUCACUUAUUGAGAGCGUAUUAUUCAUCAAUACACCUGGUAACGCCUAUACUGCAUUGGCCCAAUUUCCAGCGCGAAUACGAAGAAGUUUAUAAAAAGGGCACCUUUGAAACAUCAUCCCGGACUUGGUCUGCACUAUUCUUUGCAGUCGUGGCAGUUGGUGUUUUGUUUAGCACCGAGCCCAGUAUUCAGAGACCAUACAAAGGCAAGGAAUACAUAGAAAUAUCUAUAAGUCUUUCGGAUCUCUGGAACGAUGAAUACAGCAUAGAUCAUGCUCGAACAGCUCUUCUUACUAGUAUCUUUCUCUACGAAAUGAAUCUUAAAUCGGCAGCAUGGACAUGGCUAGGGUCAGCUGUCCGUAUUGGUCAAGAUUUGGGGUUCCAUAGCGAGACCGGACCAUGGCAAUUAGUCGAAGAUGAAAUGCGAAGGCGAGUCUGGUGGGGAAUCUACAUUUGGGAUCGUCAAAUGUCACUCGAGCUCGGAAGACCUCUCCUGAUCGAUGACGCAGAUUGCGAUGUUCUUCUCCCCAAUCCCAUCGAUGAGUUUUACUUGCAUCCUAGCUAUCGGUCUCCGCCAGCUCCUCAAAAUGGCGCACCACCUGGUCCAUCUUCAACUUUUCUACUUCCUACCAUCCAUAUAAUGCGCUCAAUAGGACCACUCCUCAAAACUCUCAAAUUACCCAUCGUCCCUCCUUCAACAAUCGCGACCUUAGACACUCAUUUCACAUCCUGCCUCUCACACUUUCCACCUCCAUGCCAAUUCUCUUCCCUCGAACCCCUCGAUUCGAGUAUGUUAACACCGAUCAUCCACCUUCUAAGCGCCCGUCUCUCACUCCAUCGCCACAAUCUCAUCACCACUUCUCCUCCAGAUUUACGCACUAGCGCUAUCGAAUCCUGUAUUCACGAUUCCCUAACCAGCGCAUCCAUAAUCACUCGAUCGGUCCCCAAUUAUCCACCAAAUUCAUUACAAACUCGUUCAUGGGGCCAAACAAUCAGCGCAACCAUUGUCAUGCAUAUAUGGCGUUGUACAUUAUUUUUACUUUUCGGAGGACAAUUCGAAGCAGCUAUGACGUGUAUUAGAGCACAUUCCAAUAUUGGGUAUUCGAGAGAGGUUAAUGUGGCUUGUGGACGAUAUAUUGGAUUUUUCUUGACGGUGUUGAUUGAGAAGAAGAGAGGUUUGUAUUCUGGGGAAAAGGGGAGAGAAAUAGGAUAUUUGGGUCAAAGAGGAGGGAGGUUUGAAAUGGAUGAGGAGGUUUUGGCGUAUUUAAGUGCGGAUUUGCAGGGAAGCGAUGACGCGUGGGUUUGGCAGGGGAGGGAAGUGAUGGGGAUGAGAAGUCCAGCUGUUAGUGGUGUAGGUGGGACAGGAGUACUUAGUCCGAUACUUGGGAGUGGUGGAGAGAGGGAUAGGGAGAUGAGUGGAAUGAGUGGAUUGAGUGGGGAAUUUUUGGUGCUGAGGGAGAAGGAAGCAAUGGAUUGGGGUGGGUGGGAACGAGUGCAAUAUUUGGUGGAUGUUUUGGCUAGGGAAUCUGCUGCGUCGGGACCUGCACCUGGACCUACUGUUGGACAUGGGCAUAUACAAGGAGGUGCAGCAUAUAUUCCCGAAUCUCGAGGUGUGUUUGGAUUAGGAUUGGGUGUAGGUUCGAAUGGAGGUGUAGCACCCAUAGUAGCAGGGGGACCAGUGGGAGCAGCCGGACCUAUAAGAAACCCACAGACAAGUCCACCAGCAAAGCGAGAUGAGCGAAAUCGCGGCAACGAAAGGAUGAGUAUCACCAACAUCAUCUAA